ACCAUCUCCAAAGCUGGUGUUGAUCAUUCUACAACUUUGUCGGGUAGCUUUACCAUUAAUGGAUGCCUUAGACUGUGAGCAGGUACAAUUACCAAACUGGGGACACAGUCUAGUGUCUAGUCAUUGGAGUACGACCAAACCUAUCUCAGAUCCGCCGGCUAAAAUUGUCUCUCUGCUUUUAGCUAGACUUGGUGACUUUUUGGUUCCAGAUAUUAACAAGAUAAAGGACCAGGUGCUGAAGUUGCCAUCAGAAUGGCCGUUGUCCGUCUUUGUGCACAAGCGUGAUGACCAGUUUUCACAUGAAGUCAUACAGCCUUUACUGAGUUCUGACAGCCGACCAUUUAAGCUUGGUCCUGGUUCUAAUGUUGAUAAAGUUGUGAGACUGGACAGGGAAAUGACAAAGAGUAACAAAGCCGAGGUUGUGACAGAGGAUGCCCUAUCUGCUCUUAGGAAGGCUGCGAAAUGGGCUCAGAUGGGGUUGGUUGUAUCGACGGGUGCCCCUGUAGACUCUUCUCCCACAGAAGUGACCUCAGGAGACAAAAAGAAAACAGAUAAAGAAGUUAUAUGUAAAGAUAAAAAUGCUGAGCUUGCAAGGACUGACCCUGUGCGACCUUUUAUUAGUGGUCAUGUAGCCAACAGUAUGGCAGCUGAAGUGAUUGAACUAUUACAUGGACUGUUAAACAGUACUAACCAUCACACAGCCUCGGAGAAAUCCUGGUCAGAUGCUGUUCAACGGGUGUUAACCAAUGCAAUGACUGGUUUACCAGUUUUGUUGAACUCAAUAGACAGUCUAAGUUCUCCUCGAUGUCACAGUCACCAGUUGAUGUCAAUGGCGCGACAAGUUAAUGCAGCUCUGUGUGCAUUAGGUGGUUUCCAAGAAAUGAUAAAGCCAGGCUGCAAAGUAGAGGUAACUGGUGAGGUGGAGAACUCCACGGGAAUAGUGGUCAGUAUGUCCCAGCAGACUGGAAUGGUCUCUAUUGAGUUAGAUCCAGACCCUGAGGGUACAUAUUCCCCGAGGUACUCUGACACUGUCCAGGUGCCAUUUAGUAGAGUACAGCCAUGUAGAAAUAGAAUGUUCAGUAGUAGACAACUGUCAAUGACUGAUGCCAUAGUAACAGCCAUGCAAGCCAUCUUGUUACCACAUGAUGACAACAUCUCAUCUUUGCAACAAGUCCUCCCAUUGGCUGAUGAUGGAAAUAGCAUGUCCAAUCAGAUCUGUCGUGUUGUAGCUGAGUUGGAAACCAGAGCUUGUACUGUGCUAGCACUGUAUUUACAAGAUAUAGAUUUCACCAAGGAGUUUAUACAGCACUGUGGGUCCACCAUUGAUAUGCUCAAAACACUAGCCAAAGACUGCAGUACUGGUGUUAGAAAACCAGUGCUAGAAUCCCACUGUGAGAGAUUGAGGACACUGUACAGAGAUUGUGCCAAACCUCCACCUCCUCCAAGUAAAGUUGAUAACAGGAACAAGGAAAUGACCUGGGACACCAGCCGUAACUUUCCACCGGUGAGAGCGUGUUUGUUCUCUCAUAAUCUUACAGGAGUUACCUUCCUUGGUGACCCGAGUGCCGGCAGUGGAUUGCCUAGGGGAACUUUGGUCUAUGCUAAUAUACCUAUACCUUUACAGGCACCAUCAUUUUACUGGGAGCUGGAAAUAUGUUCAUUUGGAGACAGUCAGGAUGAGAGUUCUGCGUACGUCUCAUUUGGUUUUGCCCCACCUGCUGAGAAGAAGGAUGGAGCCUGGACAAAUCCCAUAGGAACCUGUCUCUUUCUGAAUAAUGGUAAGGCAGUCCAUUACAAUGGAGCCAGUUUACUACAGUGGCGCAGUGUUAGACUGGACUGCUUGGUCGGUGUGGGGGAUAUAGCUGGUAUUGGCUGGGAGAGAACCAGCGACUCUCCAGUACAAGGCGAAACUCCUAAAGGCAAGGUGUACUUCACCUUUAAUGGGAGGAAACUUCAGCCAUGGAUAGAAGAUGUGGCAGGUGCCAUGUAUCCUGUGGUUCAUAUACAGAAAAAGUCAACAAGAGUGAAGGCCAAUUUUGGUGCAAGGCCGUAUGCAUUUGCCGAAGGUCAACAACACCGAGAGGCGGCUGACGAAGCUGAUGAUCUGACACGAGAAAUAAGAGAAAGUUUCGGUCAUUUACCAUUCCACUCUACGUCGGACAGUGACAGUGAUGGUGCAGUUUCGGCCCCUUCUACACCCAGUAACCUUAGCGAGAUUAAUGAACUUAAUCUAACUGCUGGACCAUCGUGUAAAACUGUACCAAUUCCAAAGCCUCUUAAAGAAUACAACCCAGAUAACUGUCGCUUCUACAAGUUGUUCCACUCCUAUGAUAGUAUGAUAACAACUGGGCCAGACCCAAAGGCUCAACUCCCGGCCCAGGACACACUCUCAGACGAAGAGUCCAAUGAGGAUGAAUCUAACAACGAGGACCAUCAUGCAUUGUUAGUGAAGGCGUGGGAACAGAAAGUUUUCCCAGUGAUCCGAAGGAGGUUUAGGAAUGAGGCUGAGAGGAAAGAUGGUUUAGAACAGAUAAAGGGGGCAUUGCAAAUAGGUAUGACGUUCAUUGCUCGACAGACGGUUGAAUUCUUGUAUGAAGAAAAUGGUGGCAUGCCACGUGACCUUCACCUUCCAACAAUUGAUGACAUAAAGGAAGAUCUUGCCAAAUUUACGAUCGACCGUGUCAGAAAGGGUACCACUGUUGUGAUCAGGGGCUCCACGGGUAGCAGUGCUAGCGGAGCCACAGUGCUACCAAAGUUUGCUGUUCGAUCCAUGUUAAAAACAUUCGGACUCACUGGAACUGUACUUGAUGUAGAAAAUUCUAACGAGCUAGUCCAGGUUGAGACUUACCUGAGAAGUGAAGGUGUGUUAGUCAGAUACUGGUACCCAUUGAACAUGCUUGAACGACCACCACAGGGUAUGAGAAAAUCUACAAUAACCGGCGGCCAGAUACUUGACACCAGCAACGUCAAUAUACAUAAGGAGUUAAUUAGAUCAGAAAGAACUGUGGCGAGAAUGUACUGUCGCACUGCGUUGUUGAAGCUGAUAGAUCAUUGCAACUCUUCAGCUAUGGAGGUGAUUUCCUGCUCUCCUAGUCUGGCCUCGGGUAUGGCUGCAAGCGCGGCCCUGUUACAGGAACUGGAUAUUGAAAACAUUCAGCUGCUGUCUAAUGAGUUGUUAAAGGCGCCUCAACCUCAUGGUACUAUUAAGGCGAAAUCGUUGGUGUUGUCAGACUCGUCCAAACACUGCCUGGCUGCCCAUAGUUGUUCGCUAUCAGAUCUGAUGUAUGAGAAUGUUGACAGAUUGAAGAAAGAGCUGGCCAUAGCCAUUGCAAGAGCCGCUGGUCAAGGAGAAGAUUAUCUGUUUGAAUUGACGAACCAGAUCUGUACAUGUCUGCAGACUGCACCAGAGAUGUUUCCAUAUGAAGAGUUUCCAGUGACAGAGAGUAAGGUGCAGACAGAUAUAUAUUUCCCGGGCGCAGCUUGUCUCAUUAUCUCCUGUAAAACUGACCCGAAAGCAACAAAAAAAGAAACAUCCUUGUACAAGUCUCCAUGGGCUCGGAUCUAUUGCUACACUGGCCAGAGAAUUAAGAAAUCUGGUCAAGUAUCCAAACAGGAAGUGGUCAGCUACCCACGGGACACGUCCUCAACCAGCAACCAUGCUGAACAGUACACUCCGGCAAUAAUUCCCUGCGACUGUAUUCACAUCAAAGUGGGCGUGUCUCCACCCCCAGGGAUAACCAUCACCAUUCACGCUUUACCACCUCAGUUCUUACUAUCACUUACUUAUAUAGAGACAUUAAUUACAGAAACUCAUGGAUGUGGCACGAAAAGCUGCACCCCGCCAAAGCAAGAUGAACCCAAUCCAUGGGAUUUACCGUCUUUCUCACAAAGUCCCUCUAAAGCGGAAUCAAAAUCCAUUGGAAAAGAUCCAAACGGAAGUUUAUGGAAUUUGGACAAUAUUGUUAUUACACCACCGGUGUUCAGUCAUGUGAUUGAACAGAUAUGUCUCUACCUGUGGAGAACCGACGUUCCAGCUGUAGUCAAGGAAUACAUUUUCCACCAGCUAGCACAGUCUAUAAGAAUUUAUCACUAUAGCGAGGGAGGGAAUGGUACCCGGCUACCUUCUCCGCAGCCUCAUUUGAAUGUGAACACGGGACUCAUGGUGUUGUUACAGUCUGAGUUAAAGAUUUUGUAUGAGACAGAAACAAAAGGAUGGGAAACGAAGACAACACCUAGUGGCACAGGAAUUGGUAUAGGGGUAACAGACCAGGGUAAAUUCUCCACAUAUCUCCAUGCUCUACUAGAAUUAAAUCUAGCAGUGGCAGAGUUAAACAAACCCACUGGUAGAUCAAAGGGUGGUGACAUUGGUUUGAGCCUAGAGAUGGUUCCACGCCCACCAACCAGUCCAACACAUACUUCAAGAAGAAAGAAACUGAAAACAAAGCGCGACAGAAGAGAUAGUGCACAGAAGAGAGAUGAUGCUCGUAGAACAAGUGAAAGCGAUGCUGUGGAACCAGGUCAGCCAUCUUCAGCCUCAUCUUCUAGUUUGCUGUCAUUAGUGUCAUCAGCAAGUGAUCCAAGUGUGGCCGCAUCAACUUCAGGAGCUUCAAGUUCAUCAGCAGCAACUCAAGAUAAAGAAGGUAAAGAGAAGGAGAAAGAUGUAAAGGAAUCGAAGACAACUACUAAACUAGCCAAACCAGAAGACGAGUUAUGGUUGCAUAGGGCUUUAAUUGUAUCACACAUCUUACGAUGCUUAGCUUUUAAUGAGAAAAAUGGUAUGAUAGCUUUAGUAAAUGCAAUUGCUGAUGCACAUCAGGUUUUGAACACUGUAACAGCACACCAGAGAUUAGUAAUAGUAACUGGUAUUCCAACGAAUCUUGAACCUGACUUUGUAAAGCAUGCUUUAAGAUCAAUAUUUAAAUCACACGGAGGAGUAGAUAGAGAUGAAAUAUUUUUACCAUAUCAGACUGUAGAAACGGUUCAGGUUAAAGAAGUUGUGGUAAAAGAUGAUGCAAGUGGUGAGACUGAAACUAAACAAGUGAAAGAUACAGGUGAACAAAGUGAAGGAGAAGUAGCAAAAGAAAGAGAGGAGUCUGAAAAUGUUCAGGAUGGUGCUAAAAAGGAAGAUGUGCAAGAUAGUAACCAAACAGAGCUCAAGAAAGAGAUCAAAAGAGAAAAGAAAUUAAAUGGAUAUGCUGUUGUAUCAGUAAUGUCAAAAACCAAAGUUGAAAAUAUUAAAAAGAGCCUGAGUAAAAGUAAUGCAUUGUUCGAAGGGGCAUCUCUAGAGCAUGACGACCCCAUUGAAGUUCCAACCAUUACAACAGUGGCACCAAACUUGAUAGCUGAGGAGCAGUCAAAUGAACCUUUGGAAAAAUAUUUACAGUUUAAAUUUUUCCAGGAUAAAAACCAGUCAGAGAUUUGUGACAAUGCUACUGUGGCUUUGACUGAGAUUUUUACAAGUUGUUUCAUAGUUGAACAAAAGCAUGGAUCACCAGAGUUCAGACAGGAAUCAGGAUACAUCUGUCUUAGUAAGGAGCAGAUCUUACAACACACACCAGAGAAUUUGUUGUGUGCAUUCUUCAGUAACAUAAGACCGCCAAAGAAAUCCUUACCUGAGCAGGUGUUACAGGUUCUGAGAAGAUAUGGGAUGGUCUUCACACCAGACAAAGAAGGAUCUCCAGGAACUGAGCGUCAAGGUAGAGGUAAAGGUAGAAAACCACAGAAAAGUGCCAAAGAAAAAAUGAUGGCAACUACAGAAAAGCCAAGUGUAAAGGAGAAGAGAUCAAAGGAUAGAGCAGGUGGUGAGAAAUCAGAAAAAGAAGAAACACCUGACCCUGACAAACCUGUCAAGUCAUCUGGUGUAGAAAAAGAAGAGCGACACUGUCUGACGUUAGAUGGUUUCCUACAGUAUGUAGCCGACCAGGUGAUGCAAGAUGUGAGAGGCGUCUGGCGGGCAAUACUUGCCUGUGGUUUUGAUAUACACUUUGAAAGAUCUGCAUGUCUUGACAACAGUCAAGCUCAGCAAAUGGCCAGACAGUGGACGUUAGACAUGGACGCAGCUCUGACACAGUUUGUAAACUCAUUCUGUCGUAAGUUAGCAGUCACACCAGCCAGGAUACAUCCUCAUGAGAUUAGAAUUUCUGCGGUAGAACUUUCAAGUGAAAAAUAUUCUUGUCUGCAAGGAGUUCCUGUUGAGAGUUUAAGGCUGAGAUUUGCUUUCCUGCAAUCUCUGAACAACACCCUAGAAACAUUUUUCCUGCCAUUGAUUGACCUGCGACCUUGGCAGACUUACAACAGGAGUACAUCAGCACUGCUAUCUAGAAUAAGAGGACUACUUUUCUAUGACACUAAGUGCGCUUUGAUGAAUAGAAUCUUGAAUGCAACAGCGAAGAGAAAACCGGACCAGGCUGCGCCGGAAAUUACUCUUGAUCCACUUGAAGAUAUUGGAGAGGAACAGGAGAGUUCUAUAAACACAACAUAUUGUCAAGCGUAUAGGCAGUUGUCUCAGAUUCCAUCUAGUCAGUUAUGUGUUCGUCUUGCCUGUGGCGGUGAUCCUACGUACUCCUUCAACGUUAAGUUUAGUGGUGAGGAAGUGCAUGGAACUAGUGGAUCCUUCAGGCAUUUUUUGUGGAAAAUUGCACGGGAGAUUCAAGACCCAAUUUUGAACAUACUGGUUCCAUGCACUGGUGCUAACUAUAGAGGAAGAUGUUUAAUGAAGCCUGGUUCAAUGACAAUAUCAGAGGAGAAACUAAUUAUAUUUCUUGGACAGUUACUUGGAAUCACUAUUCGGGCAGAUAUUCCUAUAGGAUUAGACUUGAUGUCCUCGUUUUGGAAAUCUCUGGUUGGUGUACCUUUAGAUACUGUCGUGGAUUUAAAAGAUGCAGAUCAAAUAACCUAUAGCUACUUGAAGAAAAUUGAAAUGGUUGAGAGCGAAGGGGAGUUGCUUGCCCUUUGUGCAGAUGUUUACCCAAGAUUUGUCUACCCUAGUUUGUCAGGAGAAGAAGUUGAGCUUGUUCCACAUGGAAGACACAUUGUAGUGAGCUGGGAGAAUAGACAACAGUAUAUCAAUGCCAUACGAGAACUACGGAAACGAGAACUGUUGAACAGACAGAGGAUACAAGCAUUAAGGUCAGGACUGGCAACAAUUAUACCACUGCAGCUACUCCUGAUAAUGUCACCUUUAGAUAUGGAAAUGAGGACAUGUGGACUUCCAUAUGUAAACAUUGAAUUUUUGAAGGCCCAUACAAUGUACCAAGUUGGACUAAUGGAGACAGACAGACACAUACAGUAUUUCUGGAACACCCUGGAGAACUUGAGCCAAGAAGAUCUGUCUUGUUUCAUCAAAUUUGCAUGUAAUCAGGAAAGAAUUCCACAAACCUGCCCUUGUAAAGAUGGAGGGGCAGACACUGCCCAUGUACCACCAUAUCCGAUGAAAAUAGCACCCCCAGAUGGUCAAGGCACACCAGAUCAAAGAUAUAUCCGAGUAGAGACGUGCAUGUUUAUGAUUAAACUGCCACAGUAUUCAAGUGAAGAGAUUAUGACGCAGAGACUUAUGUAUGCCAUACAUUGCCGAGAAGAUCCUUUGAGUGGAUAGUGAGGACGGAGGGCACUUAGUUCCGAAGUUAUAUUUAGAUUAUUACAUUUGUUGCCAUAGUGAUACUCCCAAAGUUAACCCUUAAUGUUCUAAGUUUGAGUAAUUGACUUGUCUGGAAUUCACUAAGAACAUUUAUAAAAGUGGAACAAACAAUCAACACAGGAUAAGUUUUAAGGUUUUAUCUAAUGAUGAUAACCAACGUUUUCACUCUCAGAGUUGUCAUCAGCGUUAUAAAAUAUCACAUGGAAUUUGGUAAAAUCUGGGACAUAAUAUAACUGAACAGAUAUUGAAUAUUUAUAAUUAUGAACAUUUUAUUAUAGUGUUAAUUUAUUUAUAUAAAUCAUGCUAGAUUACUUUUAGUGAAGUUU
Messenger RNA from Ruditapes philippinarum (Manila clam), 7962 nucleotides. Its product is annotated as probable E3 ubiquitin-protein ligase HECTD4. The record is from RefSeq and is a predicted model, not a curated record. NCBI's taxonomy places the organism in Eukaryota, Metazoa, Mollusca, Bivalvia, Venerida, Veneridae. Gene Ontology annotation, molecular function: ubiquitin-protein transferase activity.